Boleophthalmus pectinirostris (great blue-spotted mudskipper) is the source of this 2202-nucleotide messenger RNA. It is a transcript of the gene pts, whose product is annotated as 6-pyruvoyltetrahydropterin synthase. Gene Ontology annotation, biological process: tetrahydrobiopterin biosynthetic process. The coding region runs from base 147 to 566 and encodes 139 amino acids. Gene Ontology annotation, cellular component: mitochondrion. Lineage: Eukaryota; Metazoa; Chordata; Actinopteri; Gobiiformes; Gobiidae. The record is from RefSeq and is a predicted model, not a curated record. Gene Ontology annotation, molecular function: 6-pyruvoyltetrahydropterin synthase activity. The transcript is spliced from 6 exons.
UCGGAUUGGGACAGUUGGGAUUUAUCAGCCUGUGUUCCGGGCUAAUAACGGCCUCUCAUUUCCAUCUGUUCCCGGCUCUUUCUCUUUGGACCUUUCCCCGCUCACACCUCCCGCAGAGCUCGUCUCUCUCUCCGGUACCAGCUCAGAUGGCGGAACGCAUCGGGUACAUCAGCCGCGUCCAGAGCUUCAGCGCCUGUCACCGACUCCACAGUCCUGCCCUGAGCGACGAGGAGAAUAAGAAGGUGUACGGGAAAUGCAACAACCCCAACGGACAUGGACACAACUACAAAGUGGAGGUGACUGUACGAGGGAAGAUUGACGCUAAGACUGGCAUGGUCAUGAACCUGACAGACCUGAAGAGAUGCAUCGAGGAUGUGAUCAUGACUCCACUGGACCAUAAAAAUCUCGACAAGGAUGUUCCAUAUUUUGCCACAGUUGUCAGUACCACGGAGAACUUGGCGGUGUACAUCUGGGACCACAUGGUGAAGGAGCUGCCUGAGGGCCUGCUGUAUGAAGUCAAGAUCCAUGAGACGGACAAGAACAUCGUGGUCUACAGGGGGGAGUAGGCCUGAGACUCUCAACACUACCAUCAAUAACUGAGAUCAGAAAGGAAAGGGGUGAUGUUGUAGAGACGGUUUCAGUGGUGGUCAUCUGGGCUGUUUCUACGAUUAAGACGUUUGAGCUUCCGUCCAGAAGCUGAAGGGAGGAGGCUGGAGUUGGACUUGGAGGAGGAAAUAUUUGCAGUGGUUCAAGUCUGUUCCUUUAUUUUAAAAUGUCUUCUGGAUGGGAGCAGAAACAUCAUGAAAAGAGUCUAGAUGAAGAUGAAUGAAUGAAGGAUUACAUUAUUCAAAAUCCAGUAUUUAAAAAAAUAUAUAUUUAUACCUUGCAAUGGUGUCUUGAAGGGGUGUUUUUCAUGUAUGUCUAUGGCAGAAUGUUCAGCUGUUACAAUGAUCUUGAUCACAAAAACGACUCGAGAGUCCAGACGACCACCAAUGAAACCUUCUACAAUGAACCGCUCCUGGACAAAUGAAGGAUCUUACUUGAAUAAUAGUUUAAAGGUGCACUACAGAACUUUACUGGUCUCACACUGGCUUGUCUUGUAGCAGCUGAUUUACUUUUAAUUCAAAGGUGUUUUUCUGGCUUAAAAAAAAAGUAUUUGUCGCUGUGGUGGAGUUUUAGAUUUAAAGCCAUACUGUAGACUAUUCCGGACAACUCUAUGGAGACAAGCCAAUGGCAGACCGCCCAUCAGAAAAGUUACGUAAUGCACCUUUUAAAGAUUUUCCUAAAAAAUCUUUGGCCAUUUUUUCAGGUUUAAAGCUUCACUUCCUGGAAAUUGUGACAUCACUCAUUGCCUUUAUUUUCUUGAAAUAUGUUUUUUUUAAUAAUCAGAAAAACUUUAUUUCUUGUGUAAAUUAACUUUUGGAUAGACAUUUUUCUAAUGUGCUGUCAUCAAUAUGGUGAACUUUCUACAUCCUGUAAUUUUCAAUAUAUUUUUAAACUUUUUCUAAAAUUAUCAUUUAUAUUUAUUAAUAUAUCAGGUAUUAUGCCACCAAAUUAAGUCAAAAUCAGAGAAUCACAAACAUCUCAUAUGCACUUUAAUGAUUAAACAUACCAUGGAUUUAGGUUAGACUAUUUAAGUCAACGAGCAGGCUCGCAUCUCCACAACUUCAAGGGUUGUGGGAGGGGACAGGUGAAGCUGACAAUCAAAGUAGUAUUUUUUGACAUUUUAUUAAAGAGGGGGUAUUAUGCAAAAUUGACUCUUUAGUUUCUACCUGUGCUGUAACAUUGUUCCCUCAUCAAAAACAUGUCUGAAGAGGUUUUAUAUGUCACCCAUGCAUGUCUGAGUAAUUUUUGCGAUCUCUCUCAGCUCUAUUCAAACCAUCUUUACGGUUUGCUGUAAGAUUCUGUACAAGGCUCCGCCCACAAACCUACAUCACCCAUGCUCCCACACGACAGCUGCUCUUUAAAGGAAUUUUUCAAAGUAUAGAAGUACCACUUUUCUUUAUUUUCUUGACCCUCAGUGAGUCUGAUGUUGUUUAAAUGAAACAAAUGAAUACGUAAUUGUCUUUUCUACAACUGAUUUCUGUGUAUAUGUGAAUGUGCAGUAUUUAUACGUUUUCCAACCAAAAGCGACUCUUAAGCUGUGAUGUCCAUGUUUACUGCUGUCUUUUUGAUACAAUAAAACUGGUAUCUGUGAAAAAA